GUGCGCCGCGCCCCAUGGGGUGCUGACCCCGCGCCCGGCUCGGCGCCAUGUGGCCCAACGGCAGCGCCGCGGGGCCGUGUUUCCGGCCGAGCAACCUGACGGCGGAGGAGCGGCGCCUCAUCGCGUCGCCCUGGUUCGCGGCCUCCUUCUGCCUGGCGGGCCUGGCGUCCAACCUGCUGGCGCUGGGCGUGCUGGCGGGCGCCAGGCAGGGCGGCUCGCACGCGCGCUCCUCCUUCCUCACGCUCCUCUGCGGCCUGGUCCUCACCGACUUCAUGGGGCUGCUGGUGACCGGCGCCAUCGUGGUGGCCCAGCACGCCGCGCUGCUCGACUGGCGCGCCGCCGACCCCGGCUGCCGCCUGUGCCAGUUCAUGGGCGUCGUCAUGGUCUUCUUCGGCCUCUGCCCGCUGCUGCUGGGCGCCGCCAUGGCCUCGGAGCGCCACCUGGGCAUCACGCGGCCCUUCUCGCGGCCCGCGGCCUCCUCGCGCCGCCGGGCCUGGGCCACCGUGGCGCUGGUGUGGGCCGCGGCGCUGGCGCUGGGCCUGCUGCCGCUGCUGGGCGUGGGCCGCUACACCGUGCAGUACCCCGGCUCCUGGUGCUUCCUGACGCUCGGCGCCCAGCCCGGGGACGUGGCCUUCGGCCUCCUCUUCACGCUCCUCGGCAGCCUCUCGGUGGGGCUGUCCUUCCUGCUCAACACCAUCAGCGUGGCCACCCUGUGCCACGUGUACCACGGGCAGGAGGCGGCCCAGCAGCGCCCGCGGGACUGCGAGGUGGAGAUGAUGGCCCAGCUCACGGGCAUCAUGGUGGUGGCCAGCAUCUGCUGGAUGCCGCUGCUGAGAAACUGCGUGCGCACAAGCAGGGGGAGCGGCAGGCAGAGGCAGAGGAAGAAGCAGGAGCCCCAUGCGGGCUCGAUCCCAGGACCCUGGGAUCGCGACCUGAGCCAAAGGCAGAUGCUCAACCAAUGGGCCACCGGGGCGCCCCCUAAAAAUAAAAUCUUAAAAAAAGAAAGCACUGCAAAUGUAAAGAUCCUAAUUUUUUUUUUUUUGCUUUGUGUUUUGUUUUGCUAAGAAUUUUUCACAUACGUAAGUAGUCGGGGAAAAAGUACAAAGGAGCAUCAUAUUUUGAUGUUUUGUGACAUGUGACAAUGACAUGGAAUUCAAAUUUCCGCAUCCAGAAAUACCGCUAGAGCGCAGCCACGCCCCUGUGCCUCCCUGUAGCUCCGAGGCUGCGGUGGCCCAGCUGCGACAGGGACUGCGUUUAGAAUAUUUAUUCCACGGCCCUGUAAGAAGGAAGGUUGCCACCAAAGGGGCCCCGGGAACCGUUUCACGACUCAGUGAGAUUCGAUCUAGGACACCUACCUGGUUUUGAUCCAGCUGUGAACCUCGCACCCAUGCUCCAGAGCCCCAGAGCCCGUGGUCCCGAGCAGAGCGGGGCCCGUUCUGGGGAUCCCGGGAGACUGUGGCAGA
Messenger RNA from Nyctereutes procyonoides (raccoon dog), 1463 nucleotides. RefSeq names its product thromboxane A2 receptor (gene TBXA2R). The record is from RefSeq and is a predicted model, not a curated record. Gene Ontology annotation, cellular component: plasma membrane. The transcript is spliced from 2 exons. The coding region runs from base 48 to 1064 and encodes 338 amino acids. Lineage: Eukaryota; Metazoa; Chordata; Mammalia; Carnivora; Canidae. Gene Ontology annotation, molecular function: thromboxane A2 receptor activity. Gene Ontology annotation, biological process: positive regulation of cytosolic calcium ion concentration; adenylate cyclase-activating G protein-coupled receptor signaling pathway; positive regulation of vasoconstriction.